Messenger RNA from Penicillium vulpinum, 711 nucleotides. RefSeq names its product putative haloalkanoic acid dehalogenase. The record is from RefSeq and is a predicted model, not a curated record. Gene Ontology annotation, molecular function: hydrolase activity, acting on halide bonds, in C-halide compounds. The transcript has a single exon. NCBI's taxonomy places the organism in Eukaryota, Fungi, Ascomycota, Eurotiomycetes, Eurotiales, Aspergillaceae. Bases 1 to 711 code for a protein of 236 amino acids.
AUGACCAACCUCUCAGACUACCGUCUCCUCUGCUUCGACGUCUACGGUACUCUAAUAGACUGGGAAAGCGGCAUCAUCACCGCAUUAGCACCAGUUCUCUCAAACAGCACCACUCAGUUCACCCGCGAACACCUCCUAACAACCUACCACGAGCUUGAAAGCACCCAACAAAUCGCAACUCCGGACCUUCCAUACUCAGACCUGCUAUCAGCAAUCCACCCCACUCUCGCCGCGCGCCUAGGCCUCAGCCCGCCAACCGAGGAGGAAAGCCGCCAAUUCGGCAAUUCCGUCGGAACCUGGCCGGCCUUCCCAGAUACCGUCGAUGCCCUGCGCCGACUAUCAAAGCACUACAAGCUGGUGGUGCUGUCGAACGUAGACCGGGCUUCAUUCGCCAAGUCCAAUGCCGGAAGUUUGCAAGGCGUACUAUUUGAUCUGAUUCUUACCGCGCAGGAUAUUGGCAGUUAUAAGCCUGACCCUCGGAACUUUGAGUACAUGUUGAGUGCUGUGCAGCGCGAGUUUGGGGUUGGGCCUGAGCAGGUUUUGCAGACGGCGCAGAGCCAAUUCCAUGAUCAUCAACCUGCGAAGAAGGUGGGCAUUAAGUCGGUUUGGAUUGAGAGGCCUGGGGCUUUGAUGGGAAACCGCGGGGAUACGAUCUUUGAUUGGCGAUUUAAUACUCUGGGCGAAAUGGCUGAUGCUGUUGAAGCAGAGUAG